Molecule: messenger RNA, 1281 nt
Organism: Magnolia sinica
Lineage: Eukaryota; Viridiplantae; Streptophyta; Magnoliopsida; Magnoliales; Magnoliaceae
Product: 5-amino-6-(5-phospho-D-ribitylamino)uracil phosphatase, chloroplastic
Exons: 11
Coding region: 52-1137 (361 amino acids)
Source: RefSeq, a predicted model, not a curated record
GUAGACGCUUCUGCAAAGCCCUCUCCCACCUCUCUUUCUUUUCUCUCUUCGAUGGACUACCAUUUCAGGUACUCCUCUUUCCUCACCGUCGGACCCACGUCUCGUUUUCGUGUCUCACAGCUUCCCAACAAGCUCAGAUUAUUAUCGAAAUCGAACCGCCCAAUCCCAGUAAAGCGUCUCUUGACAAUCAAAGCCUCUGCGUCUGAUGAUAAAGAGCCUGUAAAUGGGUCAUUCGUCAGACCCAGUAAGAUUUUCAUGGAAGAGGCAAUUGGAGCAGAAUAUGGAGAAGGUUUCGAGACAUUUAGACCAGAUGGGCCUCUAAAGGUUGAUGUGGACUUUUUGAAUGAUAGGAUGCAAGAAAGCUUUCUCCAGAGAAUACGUUAUGCCAUGAAGCCGGAUGAAGCUUUUGGGCUUAUUUUCUCAUGGGACAAUGUUAUGGCUGAUACUCGAUCUUUGAAGUUGAAUGCUUGGAAGCAACUUGCCUCUGAAGAAGGAAGAGACAUCAUACUACAUGGUGAUAUACAAAGAUCGAUGCUAUACACAGGUGCCGAUCAUGUCCUACGUAAGGUUUUGUGCUGGGAAAAUGAAGAAAGCAAACUCAAGAGAUUGAAGUCAAGGCUCUCCGAGUUGUACUUUGAGAAUCUCCUUAAACUCAGGACGCCUAUGGAAGGUUUGAAGGAAUGGUUGGAUGCUGUUUAUACAGCCGGCAUCCCUUGUGCUGUUGUUUCAUGUCUUGAUCGGAUUAAUCUUCUUGCGUCUCUGCAGCGGAUGGGGCUCAAUAAAUAUUUCCAGGCGAUUGUGUCAGAGGAGGAUGGAAUGGAGUCGAUGGCGCAUAGAUUUCUCUCUGCUGCAGUUAAGUUGGAUCGGAAACCAUCCAAGUGCGUCGUUUUCGAGGACGAUCCAAGGGGCAUAACUGCUGCUCACAACUGUACGAUGAUGGCAGUCGCAUUAAUUGGCGCUCACCCUGCGUAUGAGUUGGUGCAGGCUGAUCUCGCCGUCGCCAGCUUCAGUGAGCUGUCGGUGAUCAAUCUCCGGAGAUUGUUCGCUCACAAGGGUUCCACAUUCAUGGAUCUACAGAAACAGAUUGUAGAGAAGUCGCCCCCGAAAAGGAAGCUCACUACUGACACCAUUUUCUAAUCUGAUUCCCCCAUCCCAAUUUCCUCUUCUUACUGUACAGCGAGUAGCAUGCAGGUUGUUAGCCAUGCAUGCAUGCAUUUUUUCCACCCUUUUUCAAUGUAAAGAUGUAGCUUUAGUAAUGUUAUUGGGAAGGAUGCCCGUCUA